This is a messenger RNA of Quercus lobata, 1344 nucleotides long. RefSeq names its product disease resistance protein RML1B-like. Lineage: Eukaryota; Viridiplantae; Streptophyta; Magnoliopsida; Fagales; Fagaceae. The record is from RefSeq and is a predicted model, not a curated record. The transcript has 3 exons. Bases 1 to 1344 code for a protein of 447 amino acids.
AUGCGAAGUAGCCACAUUAAAUUGGAUGAGCAUUUCGAGAGGUGUCGAUUCGAAACAUUGAAAUAUAUAGAUUUCACAUAUUGUAAAAAUAUUACAAAAGUACCCGACUUAUCAGUGAUUACUCCAAACAUAAAAGAGUUGGAGCUUUUUAGAUGCAAAAAUUUAGUUGAGGUUCAUCAGUCCGUUGGACUUCUUGAAAAGCUUGAAAUAUGGAAUCUCAAUGAAUGCCGAAAUCUUAGAAUUUUACCAACAAAGCUCCAGUUGAAAUCUCUUAAAAGCUUUUAUCUCUUUGGCUCUGAAAGUCUUGACCAGGGAACGGAAAGAUUAGCGUUGCUUUCAUCAAUAGGAUAUCUCACUGGCCUUCGUGAGUUAACAAUAAGUUUAAAAAACGUGAAAGAUGUUCCAAGUAACAUCUCUGAUUUACAAAAUCUUAGGAGGCUCUCUAUGCAUGAAUGUGAUGAAUUUCCAAAAGCCAUGAAUACCCCUGGUUGCUUCCCCAAUUUAGAACGUCUACAUAUCUUUUACAGCAACAUUACUACCCUCCCUGAAAUUGCUAUCAUAUUUCCCCAAUUAAAGAUUCUAGUGCUUCACUAUUGCUGGAACCUUUCGAAAAUUCCAAGACUUCCACAUUGUAUACACGUUGUAUCUGCAAAAGGGUGUAAUUCAUUGAAUUCACAAUCAAGAAGAAGAUUAUUGAAUCAGUUUGGAGAAUUUAUAGGGCUUCAACAAAAUAUUGUAUGUGCAAAGGGAAUGCGGCAUCAGGAUUCUGAUUCUGAAACAAACUUUGAAUCAGAAUCAGAAUUUGAUCUCGAUGAAGCUACAUCUGAAACGGAUUUGACAUGGAAACUUUAUGAUUAUUAUUCACUUGCACUUCCAGGAAGUAAGAUUCCAAAGUGGUGGUUCAACCAUCAAAGUGUUGGAAGUUCCAUAUCAUUCUCGGUCGGUCGGAAACUUCCAUCAUUCGCUUUCUGUGUUGCACUAAAAGUGGAACUGAAGGAUGAUGUGCCAUAUGAAUAUGAAUUUCGUAUGUUUACCUGUUCUGUCUACAUGUGCAUCAAUGGUUUUGAAAGAGGUCUUGUACAUAUUAAUUUUAUUUUACCUCCAUCAUCUUUUAUGUGGUUCCACUAUAGAAGAGAUAGGUCUUUGGAAGACAUAAUUCUAGGGGAUUGGAAUGACAUUGAGAUUCGAUUUGAAUGUUCAAAUUAUGAUCCUAAAAUAACAAAAAUUACAAUAGAAAGGUGUGGAGUCCAUGUGUCAUGCAUUUGUCCUCCUUGCAACUUCGCAACAAAUGAGGAUACUGACUUCAACCCAUGUCCACCACUAAAGAAAAUGAGAACCUCUUGA